AUGUCUAAUUCUCUUACCUCUGUUCUGCAAACAGGGCGUAGACGCACUAAGGAGGAUCAAGCCUAUAAUGGUCCUCCUAGGAUGGGUCCUGUUCGUCAUAUUAGUCCAGCAUCACUAAAUCUUGAAUCUCUUCAUGAACAGAAUCGUGCCGCUCUUCAAAAGAAGGAUGCUACCAAGGUAGUUGAUGCAGCUCCUGGUGUUGCUGCUAAGGGCAAGCCUAGAUUAUUGUUGAUGGGUCAAAGAAGAUCUGGAAAAUCUUCGAUAUCUAGCGUUGUAUUUCAUAAGAUGCCUCCAAAUGAGACACUAUUCCUUGAAUCUACGGCAAGAAUUCAAAAGGAUUCUAUGCACUCCUUUAUGGAUUUCCAGGUUUGGGAUUUUCCUGGUCAAAUCGAUUUCCAAGAUGCUCAAUUCGAUGUUGAAGCUAUAUUUGGUGAAAUUGGUGCUUUGAUUUGGGUUAUCGAUGCUCAAGAUGAUUAUCUAGAAGCCAUUGCUCGUCUCAACAGCACAAUCUUCAACCUUCAUCAAUCCUUCCCGAAUAUCAACAUAGAAGUUUUCAUCCAUAAAGUUGAUGGUUUAUCCGAUGAUUAUAUGCUCGACAUUCAACGUGACAUCAUGCAACGAAUUCAAGACGAACUCUCGGAUCAAGGAAUGGAAAAUGCACCCGUUAACUUUCAUCUCACAUCCAUCUACAAUCAUUCCAUCUUCGAAGCCUUUAGCAAAGUCAUUCAAAAAUUAAUUCCUCAUCUUGCUACCCUCGAAGCUCUCCUCAAUGAUCUCUGUCGCAAUUGUCGUUUCGAAAAAGCAUACCUCUUCGACGUCCUCUCUAAAAUAUACAUCGCCACAGAUUCAUCUCCAGUCGAUAUGCCCUGUUAUGAAAUCUGCAGCGAUUACAUUGAUGUCAUCGUCGACGUAUCCGAAAUCUAUGGAUACCCCCGUUCGCAAGAAUACAUUACGAAACUCGAAGGAGCUCCCUGGAAUAAAAAACUUGAGGAUCAAAUCGCCUGUAAGGAUGCUGAAAGUGUGAUUGUUCUCACGGCCGAUAAGAGACCGAUUAUGUUGAGGGAGGUUAAUAAGUAUUUGGCUCUCGUGGCGAUUAUGAAGGAGGGUAGUUAUGAGAAAAUGCCUUUGGUUACUAUGAAUGUGGAGACGGUGGUGGAGGGUUUGACGAAGGUUUUUGAGAUUACGAGGCAGAAGAAGUGA
Molecule: messenger RNA, 1200 nt
Organism: Sclerotinia sclerotiorum 1980 UF-70
Lineage: Eukaryota; Fungi; Ascomycota; Leotiomycetes; Helotiales; Sclerotiniaceae
Exons: 3
Coding region: 1-1200 (399 amino acids)
Biological process (GO): regulation of autophagy; cellular response to amino acid stimulus; cellular response to starvation
Cellular component (GO): Gtr1-Gtr2 GTPase complex; nucleus; fungal-type vacuole membrane
Molecular function (GO): GTP binding; GTPase activity
Source: RefSeq, a predicted model, not a curated record